CAUUGUAAAAACCCCCUUCGAUUCACAGAUUGUUCAUCACCCAAACAUUCAUUCUUCACUCAAAUAUUUUCAUUUCAUAGACAUCAGAAGCAUGAGAUCAAUGAUGAAGGCCCUUGCUUGUCUCCUGGCCCUAGCCUUAGUCAUCCGCCUUUUCCAUGCUCAGGACUCGCCACAAGACUACCUUAGCGCUCAGAAUACGGCCCGUGCUGCAGUCGGGGUGGCCCCCAUGACUUGGAACACCACCGUGGCAACCUACGCCCAAAACUAUCUCAACCAGCAUAUUGGGGACUGCAAGAUGGUGCAUUCCGGUGGACCUUACGGGGGAGAACCUGGCAUGGGCCAGUGCUGACCUUUCUGGGCAAUGCCGUUCAAAUGUGGGUGGAUGAGAAGGCAAACUACGACUACAACUCCAAUAGUUGUGCCCCCAGUGCGGUUUGUGGGCAUUACACUCAGGUGGUGUGGCGUAACUCGGUUCGUCUGGGGUGCGCUAAGGUGAGGUGCAAUAAUGGUGGAACUUUAAU
Rubroshorea leprosula is the source of this 521-nucleotide messenger RNA. Lineage: Eukaryota; Viridiplantae; Streptophyta; Magnoliopsida; Malvales; Dipterocarpaceae. The record is from the annotation of a GenBank genome assembly.